This is a messenger RNA of Cryptomeria japonica (Japanese cedar), 1322 nucleotides long. RefSeq lists its product as uncharacterized. The record is from RefSeq and is a predicted model, not a curated record. Bases 709 to 1068 code for a protein of 119 amino acids. NCBI's taxonomy places the organism in Eukaryota, Viridiplantae, Streptophyta, Pinopsida, Cupressales, Cupressaceae. The transcript has 2 exons.
ACUGUAUCAAUUGGUCAUUAUGUAAUUUGACAGCAUUUCGGAGCUUUUACUAACAACAAUGGCCUUACAGAGACAAUAUGAUUAAUUCUUUGCGGAAAUGAUGGGAAUGGCGAUGCUAAUGGCGGCUGCAACAUGUUUGCUCUUUAACUAGAAGGUUCAUUUUUAUAUUCAAUCCCACCUCUUCUGUUCCAGACAAAAUUCAAUGCACGUAAUUUACCAUAACGAUGGCCUCGCGAUUCACGUUCUAUUCUAACUGUUUUCUCCCUUCAUCGUUCAACUUCGUUUUCGUCUGAACUUCGUAUACGUUGGGAAUUGAUGGGAAUAUAUUGGUUGCUUCGUUUAAAGCGCCCACUAUUAAUGUCGUGGUCUGCGUCUUAUUCAUCAUUGCCAAUUUUCCACUACGCUCACAUUUCCACGCCCGCAUCUGCAAUCAUCUUAUCUGUCUUAUUUCACUCACGAUUCCACGUUUCAACGUUUCAACAUUCCUCUCCCGAAGUAAUAAUAUUUUUUAAAAUUGUAUAAGGAAAAGUUUUCCGAAGCCAGAAAGGGAUAUCCUAAAAGAUCUAAAACGUUAGGGUUUUAUCAAACGGACAAGCGUAAAUUCCCUAAAAGAGGCUGGCUCUCUGUAAAAUCUACUACAUUCUCUUUGAAAACUUUAACCAUUCGUACUCAUAAGUUUACUGCAUUUGAGACCUUUUCCUUACAAAAAUGGCAUUUAAGAGAGAAUAUGAGUGGUUCUUAGCAGUAAUGAUGGGAAUGGCGAUGAUCAUGGCGGCAGGAACUGGCAUGGUUGCUGCAGGAGACACAGACGGAUCGAAACCCCUGAUCUCAUUGACAGAGAUCACUACUCAGGCGCCAUUUCAUGUCAACUUGGCAAGAAUAAGGGAAAGAAAACCACAACCGUCGGAUAGCGUUCAAGCCGUAUUUGCUGAGAUGACGGUAACUGAGCGGGCGGCUUUGAGGGAAGCGAUCUUAUUCUUGUUCUUUUUGCUCUCGCUCACUUUUCUGGUUAUUGUCUGUAUGGACCGUGGUUUAGUCAGAGUUAUGUUCACUUGGCGUUCAAUUUAGAAGCACUCUCGAAGUCGGAGCUUAAGAUUUCUUGCCAUUUGUUAAAUAUCAUCAAUGCGACAUUUCUUCGCUAUUUUGAAACAAUCCAUUUCUUUAAUUUUAUCGUUAAUUUUAUGCAAAAUAGCAAGGUCUGCUAUGAAUUCUGGUUUCCUAAAUUUCAAAUGAAUAUAAGGCAAGGAAGCCAGAAAAAACCAGCAAUGACUGUAAGUCUGUGUGUGCUAAAUUUGUCUGAAUAGAGGUAAGUUUCAUUUUAA